GUCAAAACUCCGGGUGUGACAGCCUCGAGGGCUAUGCUGGAAGCCGAAUGCACUCGGCUCAAGAAGGCCAAGGAUGCUGCCGUUCCUGAGCUCGUGGAGGCACAAUCCUGGGCAAAAUCCAUGGUGGAGGCCGUUGAGGCCAGGACUCAGGAAGUUGAGCUGGCUCGGGAUUGGCUCGUCACGGUAGCCCUUAAUGUGCUUUGGGCGACGCCGCUGGUGGUGGAGGGCUCUUCGUUGGUCAGCAUAGACGGUGUGGUCCAGCAGCUGGAGAAGAUGCCCGUAGCCCAUGGCACCGAAUUGCAGGAGACGAUGAAGCUGGCGUCUUGCCAUGCUCUCGCCAUCGUAAAGUCGCUGUACCCCCAAGUGGAGGUUAAUGCCAUCUGCGACGGGUUCGCUGCCGACUGCGACGAGGCGACGGCAAUAAAGUACGUCAACGAGGCGUAAAAGACUACCAAGUCGGUCGCACGAGACCUUGGCUUGUAAAGAAGUAGGAAAACUUAGUAGUUAACAUGUUCUAGCCGAACCGUUGUGAUGUGAUUUUAUUUAAUCUAUUUGCUUUCGAGUCUUAUGUUGUGGUUUGUCUCAUCGUCAUGUGAAAAGUUAUCCUCUCGGUGUGUGCUU
Oryza brachyantha (malo sina) is the source of this 621-nucleotide messenger RNA. RefSeq lists its product as uncharacterized. The coding region runs from base 34 to 444 and encodes 136 amino acids. The transcript is spliced from 2 exons. The record is from RefSeq and is a predicted model, not a curated record. NCBI's taxonomy places the organism in Eukaryota, Viridiplantae, Streptophyta, Magnoliopsida, Poales, Poaceae.